UGAAGCCAGGCCUCUGACAGCAACAACUGAUGUCCGAAGCGCAAUUUUGCAUGGAAAGCAUGCAGUAAGGAUCUACAUUUUUCAUUGAAGUGAAGGCUUUUGUAUUGCACCAUGGCCAACACUGCCAUGCAACUGGUAGCUUUGAUUGUCUGCAUAAUCGGCAUGGUUGGGACAUUGUCUGCUACUAUUAUGCCACAGUGGAGGAUCACAGCACACAUCGGAGCGAACGUUGUGACUGCCAUUGUCUACAUGAAAGGGCUGUGGUGGGCCUGUGCCAUGUUUAGCACUGGUGUCUUUCAGUGUGAGACCUACAACUCCGUCCUGGAGCUUCCAGCAAACCUGCAGGCCGCACGAGCCAUGAUGGUCAUUUCCGUCGCUCUCUCCUUGCUCGCUAUCACCAUUUCUGUGGUGGGCAUGAAAUGCACUGUGUGCGCCAAGGAUUCUCCCAUAAAGGACAAAAUUGCUGGAACUGGAGGAGUCUUCUUUAUCAUAGCUGGACUGAUGGGCUUGGUACCUGUGGCAUGGACAAUGAAUGGGGUGAUACUGUAUUUCAACGACCCCUUAAUUCCAGGUGACCUCAAGUUUGAAAUUGGUGAGUCCCUGUACCUCGGGGUCGUUGCUGCCAUGUUGACCAUCAUUGGAGGAGUCAUACUGGCCAUGUCAUUCAUAGGUAGGAAAUCGGAGCCGUACAGUAGACGACCCAUGUCCUACCAGAAUCCUGCAGCAAACCGUACUGUGCCAGCACCCUCAGCAGCAUCUCUUCAUUCAAAAGCAGCAAAAUCAGAAUUCAACUCUUACAAUCUGACUGGUUAUGUGUAGAUUCAGUUGUGUGUUCAGUGGCAGUGUGGGGCACACAGUGAAACCACUUUAAGGAGUCAUUACAAAAUUAUUCUUUAUCACAAAAUCAUUCUCUCCGAAGGAAUUCAGCUGUCAAAGCCCUUGCAAAAUAGUAUAAAGAUAUCUUUUUGCUAA
Molecule: messenger RNA, 972 nt
Organism: Amblyraja radiata (thorny skate)
Lineage: Eukaryota; Metazoa; Chordata; Chondrichthyes; Rajiformes; Rajidae
Gene: cldn2
Product: claudin 2
Exons: 1
Coding region: 112-819 (235 amino acids)
Cellular component (GO): membrane; bicellular tight junction
Molecular function (GO): structural molecule activity
Source: RefSeq, a predicted model, not a curated record